Molecule: messenger RNA, 681 nt
Organism: Dreissena polymorpha
Lineage: Eukaryota; Metazoa; Mollusca; Bivalvia; Myida; Dreissenidae
Exons: 7
Coding region: 1-681 (226 amino acids)
Molecular function (GO): D-cysteine desulfhydrase activity
Source: RefSeq, a predicted model, not a curated record
AUGUACCUCCGGAGUGGGGCGUCAUUGGUCUCAAAUCCAACAGACUGCACAACAGUUCAACUGGCUGAACCAGCUACAAGCAAUGCUUACUUUGAAAAAGGUUUGGAAGAAUGUGAAUGGCUUGGCAGGACCCCGAUUGUUGCAGUUGCAGUUGACGGUUUGACUUUCUAUCUUGCUGGGGUUCCCACACACGACAGCAUUCAGGUUCGUAGCUUUCGACAAAAUUAUCACACACCAGAGAGGCCUGUACGGGACAAGAAUGGAGAGACGAUAGACGAUGGUGAAGGCAAGAAGAAGAUGAUACCGGGUAUUAACAUGGAUAACGGUUAUUAUCAAAUGCAUGAGUACCAGGCACCGGCGUGGGCACAACACCUGAAUCACAUACCAUCGCAUAUAGUGAAGCUGACUUCUCUGAACACUCCGAUACAUCGCUGGAGCCUUCCCGGAGUACCGGAUGGGUUCCAAGUGUUUAUCAAACGCGAUGAUCUUACUGGCGCAGAAUUAUCUGGAAGCAAGGUCCGCAUUCUACAGUUUCUGUUCGCUGAGGCCCUUAGGAACAACGCUCGCCACGUGGUGACAGGGGGCUGUCUGCAGUCUAAUCACUGCCGCGCAGUAGCCCUCACGUGCCGCCAACUGGGCUUGACGCCCCACAUUGUGGUGGCAAGGGUGUCAAAGGUGUAA